AGUGAUGGGACACAGACAAAUCCAUUGGUGAAGUGAGACAGCAGCUUCCUGACUGCUUUGCAAGGCUGUAAGUACAGGGCUUUUGCAUCAAAACUCUUCUGUAAACUGGUACCCAAGCCUGCUGGAAGGCAGAAUAUUAAAUAUCCACACAUCCACUUAUGGCUCUGUAAAGUGCCAGGGAACUGGGUGGUACUAUUUAUUUCCCACCUGCUUUGCAGAGGUGUAGAUCACUGUGAAAAACAGUGAGAGAAACAAGAUUAAUGUUUUUCCAUUUUUUUAAUCUUGUCAAACCCUCUUCUGAAAUUUCUGCUUAGACAUAACUCCUAGUUUGAGAGAUGCUGUGAACACUGAGAAGGCCCCAUUGCAGCAGUCUCACCCAAGGGCCCGUUGGAAAUACUUUCAGCACUCAGCAAGGACUAAUGUCCCUCAGGAGCAUGAGAGGCAAAACAUGAAUAGCCAAGGGACUAAUGGCCUGAUUUAGAGUUCAUUAAAGUCAGUGGAAACCUUUCCCUCAAUUUUAACAGGCUCUGGAUCAGGAAUGGAGGAAGGAGGGAGAAGGCAGAUGAAAAUGACUGCUUUGAAGGGAAGUCUAUAAUUGUCUUUAAAUAAUCACAGAACUUGGGGUUAAGUAUUGAAUACUGAAGAUCAUGAGAAGUGUUGAUUUUUCUUACAUUUUUUCUUGGAGAAAUUGAACCUGAGACCUCAUCAUAAUUUUACAUACUUUUUGUGCAUUACUGAUUUAUAUCACACCCUACAGAAUUACUAUCUUUAGAUAUCAACAGCAAUAUUCAUUUGCCCAAUAUUUUGUUCCUAUUGGGCAGUGUUGUGCUUCUAUUUCUAGAAACAUUCCCGAUGAAGACCUUGAAUUCUGAGGAUAUUUAAAGAGAGGAAGUCUGAAGGUCAACCAUGGAUCACAAGGCUGAGGAAAAAAGGAAACAGCACCAUAGCCUGACUUUACUAGAACAAGUAAAGAGAAUGAAAGAAUCAACACAGAUAACUGAUGUUGUGCUUGUUGCAGAAGGUGAGAAAUUCCCCUGCCAUAAGGUGGUGCUGGCUGCCUUCAGUCCCUAUUUCAAAGCCAUGUUCACCUGUGGCUUGGUCGAGUGCACGCAGAGAGAGGUGGUGCUGUAUGACAUCUCUGCAGAGAGCGUGUCCACGAUCCUCCACUACAUGUACAGUGCAGAUUUGCUCCUCACGAAUCACAAUGUGCAGACUGUUGCACUGGCUGCAUAUUUCAUGCAGAUGGAAGAUGUUUGCAACAUGUGUCAGAAGUACAUGAUGGACCACAUGGAUGCUUCCAACUGCGUGGGCAUCUACUACUUUGCAAACCACAUUGGGGCAGAAGAUUUGUGUGACCAAGCAAGGAAAUACUUGUAUCAGCAUUUUGCUGAGGUGAGCUUGCAGGAAGAAAUAUUAGAGAUUGAAUUCCAGCAGCUGAUGGCUCUCAUAAAGUCAGACGAUCUGAAUAUUUCCAGGGAGGAAAGCAUUCUGGACCUCGUCAUUAGAUGGGUCAAGCACAGCAGAAAGUCACGUUCAGAACACCUUAUUGAGCUCCUCAAGCAAGUAAGACUGGUACUCAUCAGCCCUUCCUUUCUUGUGGAAGCACGGAAAAGGAACACAAUGAUUCUGUGCAAUUCAGAAUGCAAUGACAUGUUUGAGGAAGCACUGAAAACCAUCAAACUGUCCAGCCACCCUUCCCUCAGCCUGCGAUACGGCAUGGAAACUACUGAUCUCUUGCUCUGCAUCGGCAACAAUUCUCUUGGUAUUAGGUCCAGACAUGGUAGCUACGCUGAUGCCAGUUUUUGUUACGCUCCUGCAACACGAAAGACUUACUUCAUUUCCUCUCCCAAGUAUGGAGAGGGUUUAGGAUGCGUUUGUACUGGUGUUGUCACCGAGAAAAAUGAUAUCAUUGUGGCAGGCGAGGCAAGCGCUGUCAAAAUGUCUAGACAAAAGACCAGGAACAUUGAAAUUUAUAGAUACCACCAGCGAGGAAACCAGUUUUGGCACAGCCUGUGCACCACUCAGCUCCGUGAGCUCUACGCACUGGGCACUGUCCACAACGACCUCUAUGUUAUAGGAGGGCAAAUGAAAGUGAAAAAUCAGUAUCUGGUCACAAACUGUGUGGAGAAGUAUUCCAUGGAGCAAGGCACCUGGAGAGGCACGGCACCUCUUCCAAUACCACUGGCAUGCCAUGUGGUGGUGACAGUGAAGAACAAGCUGUACGUGCUGGGUGGAUGGACACCACAGAUGGAUCUGCCUGACGAUGAGCCGGAUCGAUUAAGUAACAGAACAUUUCGGUACGACCCGGGCCAAGACAAAUGGACGGAAGGAGCUCCAAUGAAGUACUCAAAGUACCGCUUCAGCACAGCCGUAGUCAACGGGGAGAUUUAUGUCUUGGGAGGAAUUGGGUGCCUUGGCUAUGACAGAGGACAGACUCGGAAAUGUCUUGAUGCAGUGGAGAUUUAUAACCCUGAUGGAGACUUUUGGAGGGAUGGACCUCCUAUGCCUUCUCCCCUUCUCUCCUUACGAACAAACUCUACCAGUGCAGGCUGUGUGGAAGGGAAGCUGUACCUUUGUGGAGGAUUUCACGGAGCAGCUCGUCACGAAGUCAUCACCAAAGAGAUCCUUGAGCUGGAUACAUGGGAGAACCAGUGGAAUGUGGUGGCCACCAACGUCCUCAUGCACGACAAUUAUGAUGUUUGCCUUGUUGCCCGGCUGAACCCACGGGAUCUUAUCCCUCCUCCUCCGGAUUUAGUGGACCAAUAGAAGUUCAGUGACUCUCAGCGCUUCCAGACUCUGCAGAAACUGAAGAGUAUGGAGAGACAAAUGCUGCAUUGGCUCUGGGUGAGAGCUGAGUGCCACGGAGAGGAAAUAGCAACACGUGUUCAAGGACAGAAUUGCCUUUCAGCUGUGCUUCUUGGACAAUGCUUAAUUUGCUAGUAGUGGUACUCUAGCCUUCUUGAGCCAUAGUGGGCAAUUAACAGGUUUAUUUUUCAUGCAGCACUGGCAAGUGACCUUCCCCUGCAUGCACCAAGCAUCACCUUUCCUACUGCUCACAGGGUCUGACUGUCAGUGGGGACUCUCGUGUGUGUGUGUGUGUGUCUCAGUUUCUGCCCAAGUUGGAAUGUCUAGUGCUGUAUAGCAAGCAGGAGAAUUUUUUUUUCUGGAUUAAAUACCUAAAAUGGGGACACUACCUUCUUAAUUUUAUGUUGUCCCUAUGUAGUUCAUGGGUUCUCCUUGGGGUUACUACAGUUUCUAAACCAAUAUUUGGAAAUGUAGCUUGGCUGAGGAAGGAAGACGAAGAAAGCACGUUUAUUGAGAGCUAUAGAUCUCAACCAAAAUCCUUCUGAGACUAUAAGAAUACUGCAGGUCUGCUAUGUCCAUGGAUAAUCUCACAUUGCUUGCUGGUAAAGUCCUUAAGAGUCUUAAUUUCUUCUAUGACAAAACCUGAUGCAAGAAAAAUUAUUAAAUAAUUACAGGUUAUGCAUUCUCCAAGCUUGUGGGUUUCACUGAAAUAAUACUUUACUGCAGCCCCUUCCUGUCUGAGCAGUAGUUAGCUGAGUGUUUCAUCAAGGCUGAUUUGACAUUAUCCAUAACUCUAAAACAUAAGCAAAGCAAUGCUGGAAGCUACUAGCUGUUUAAAUGAAUGAGGGGUUAUGAAGCAAAGGCAUAUGCAACAGUUUCACCUGGUUUCCAAAUAUGAAGAAAAAUUUUGGAGAGGUAGCUGGUUGUGUGGCACACAGGGAGUGAAGCAAAAAAAAAAGUGCUAUAAAAAGCUAAUUGAAGCUCUACAUAUUUAUCCCCAGAUAACGUUUUAUUUUGAAAUUGUACAUAUAUAACUGAUUGCAUAAGGGUCCCUGCAGAUUUCUCAUCCCUGUUUUUGUAUGUGUGGUCACAGGAACUGCCCACAUAUGUAAACCAUCAGGCAUCUGACUACCUACCCUCACUCACCACUGCUGGGACUGCCUAUGGCUCAGUCCCUGCCCAUGCCAGGCAAACACACACACAUUUUGCACGUGUGCAAUAUCAAAAUUUGUGGGGCAGUGUCUGUAUUGUGUUCCAGCAGACACACACUGCACUUGGGAAGCCUUGAUUUGUCAAAAGAAAAUUGCCUUUGUGCACAGAGAGCUGUCAACUCCUCUACCAGCACUCCCAAACAUGCUCCAGGUAAGAGGCUGAGGGAGUAUCAAAACUGAGAGACCGGCAACAAGACGUGAGAAGUGCUCCCAGAGUGUUACAACACGCAGUGGAGCCAAGGUGGGGUGAAUGAUCCUCCCCAUCUUCUCCUAGUCAUGGUUCAGAUGCAAAAGGGUUUGGCCCUGGAUCCUUGCCCUGUAUUUUCAAAUCUACUUGAAAUGUGUAAUGAGAUCCAUGAUCAUCUAA
Molecule: messenger RNA, 4383 nt
Organism: Myiozetetes cayanensis
Lineage: Eukaryota; Metazoa; Chordata; Aves; Passeriformes; Tyrannidae
Gene: KBTBD12
Product: kelch repeat and BTB domain containing 12
Exons: 5
Coding region: 907-2766 (619 amino acids)
Molecular function (GO): protein binding
Source: RefSeq, a predicted model, not a curated record